AUGUCGAAUAGUUCCUCGUUAAAUUAUACUAAGAAAAUAGAAGAAAUCAACAGAUUUAUCAAAAGUUUCAAUGCCAAAAUUUUUUUUCUUGAGAUAUUUAUUGUUUUAUUUGGUUUACUUGGAAAUAUUCUUGUAUUAAUUGUUAUUAAUAGAAGAUCUUUAAAAAACACAUCAUCUUCUGUAUUUAUAACCUAUUUGGCAAUAUUUGAUAUUUCUGUUCUUCUUUCACAUGGUAUUAAUUUAGCAAGAUUUAGUGAAACUGCUGUCUUCGAAUGUUCAUUAUAUUUUUUCACAGAUUUAUCAACAUUCUGCGCGAAUUGGGUUCUUGUAAUAAUAACAAUAGAACGUUGCGUAGUUGUUUAUUCGCCAUUUUACGCGAAACGUCUCUGUACUGUAAGCUCAGCUCGUCGUGCUAUUUAUAUUUUUUUCGGAUUGUCCGUCAUCGCUUUUUCGAUAAAUUUUUCAAUAUUUUAUGACUUAAAGGCCGCUUUUAAAAAUAACACAUGUAGAAUACGGAAAAACUUCGGAUUGUCUCAUCGGUUGUAUCAAUCACUAUUAUUUUAUAUUGUACCAGCUCUAUUUCUUCUACCUAAUAUAUUUACUAUUUAUGCCUUAUGUCGACGAACGCACAAACUUUCAGAAGCAUCUUUAAAGAAUGAUCGAAACUUAGAUAUGCGUAUAAGUGACGUUAAUUCAAAUAAAAAACAAAGACAAUUAACAAUAAUGUUGGUUACAAUUAGUUUAUCGUUCUAUUUAUUUACAAUUCCAGGCAUGAUUAUGUACUUGAUUGAAAUCUACUCAUUGAAAAGUCGAGACAUAAAUAAAAUCAAACUAAAAUUUAUUUUGGCCCAAUUGUCUGUCAUUGUGUUACAGUUAAAUAAUGCAACAAAUUUUUUAUUUUAUUGUUUUGCCGGUCACCGUUUUCGACAAGCAGCAGUACAAACAUAUUACGGUUAUUCGGCCCUAUCGAAAACUUUCUUUCAUCAUUAUAUUUUACGCAAUAAAGAGUAUGGCUAUGCACGUGCUUAUGGUCAUCCUGUAAGUCAUUCGGCACAGACAGCAUUAACUAAUCGAAGUUCGACUUCUCCAUAUUAUCCUCGAUCACCAUAUAAAACAUCACCACUGUGA
Molecule: messenger RNA, 1128 nt
Organism: Rotaria socialis
Lineage: Eukaryota; Metazoa; Rotifera; Eurotatoria; Philodinida; Philodinidae
Source: the annotation of a GenBank genome assembly